Molecule: messenger RNA, 736 nt
Organism: Porites evermanni
Lineage: Eukaryota; Metazoa; Cnidaria; Anthozoa; Scleractinia; Poritidae
Source: the annotation of a GenBank genome assembly
AUGGCAGAUCCAGGCCUUAAUAUAUCUGAGAACUUCUUGCACGUUUCAAGUAAAGUGAGUAAGUAAAAGUGAAAGAUAAUCCUAACAAUUUUUAGAAACAUCAUUAACAAUGCAUUUUUGUGGAGUUGAAAAUAAGCCUUCGGUAAGACUGAUGCCAAGUUUUUUGUUUGUUUGUUUUGUUUUUCUUUUUUCAGGGAAAUAACCCCUUAUAUCCCUCGUUGUUUUGUUUUCAUUCGUUCUAAGUCUUCUUGGCCUUGAUUCUGUCGCAGGUAUUUUACUGGCCUUGUUGUUUAUCAGUCUUACAGAACUCCAGGCAAGACCUACCGAUUCCCCAACACUUCCUUCCAGUAAUUUUAACGGCACUUCCAGUUUGAGGAACACAACACGAUCUUCUGCACGGGAAACGACGGGCCUAAAGCCCCGGGAAAAAGUUGACAAAGUUACGUCUAGCACUAACGAGAUGCAACCUUCAAGCGUUAACAUCAAGCAAGCUACAGAGACCCAGGAUGAUCUGUCAGCAACUGACGGUUCUGGGUUAACCAGAACAAUUUUACCCACUAGCAUCAACAAGAAUCCCUGUAUAAAAAAAAUUCGUUACAGCUUUAUUUACAAUCAGUUGUUCAAAAUUCCUAUCUGUAAAAAAAACCAUGGCUGCCAUGAAGUGGUCAAAAUUGUGAACUUUGGAAAAGGAAGAACUCUGGCAGUAACCUACAACUGCCAAAAACAACGUUCUUAA